Messenger RNA from Lottia gigantea (owl limpet), 2476 nucleotides. RefSeq lists its product as hypothetical. Gene Ontology annotation, molecular function: MAP kinase activity; ATP binding. Gene Ontology annotation, cellular component: nucleus; cytoplasm. Lineage: Eukaryota; Metazoa; Mollusca; Gastropoda; Lottiidae. The record is from RefSeq and is a predicted model, not a curated record. Bases 17 to 1084 code for a protein of 355 amino acids. Gene Ontology annotation, biological process: intracellular signal transduction; protein phosphorylation. The transcript is spliced from 14 exons.
CAUGCAACGCAUCUAAAUGUCGGCGUCGGACAAGCCAGGUUUUUAUAGGAUCGAACUGAAUAAAACUGUAUGGGACGUGCCGCAACAUUAUCAACUUCUAAAUCCCAUUGGAUUAGGAGCUUACGGUCAGGUUUGUUCUGCUGUAAAUCAGCUGUGUGAUGAAAAAGUUGCUAUCAAAAAAUUAGCUAGACCCUUUUUAAGUGAUAUACAUGCUAAGAGAACAUACAGAGAACUAUGUAUGUUGAAACAUAUGGAUCAUGAAAAUAUUAUUAAUUUGCUAGAUGCUUUCACACCUCAGACUUCAUUCGAGACAUUUCAAGAUGUGUACAUGGUAACACCAUUGAUGGGAGCUGAUUUGAAUAAUAUACUCAAAACACAAAGGUUGAGUGAUGAUCAUGUACAGUUUUUAGUUUAUCAAAUUUUACGUGGCUUAAAGUACAUUCAUUCAGCUGGAAUCAUCCACAGAGAUCUUAAACCAGGUAACUUGGCAGUUAAUGAAGAUUGUGAAUUAAAGAUUUUAGAUUUUGGUUUAGCUAGACACACUGAAGAUACCAUGACAGGGUAUGUAGCUACAAGAUGGUAUAGAGCUCCAGAGAUUAUGUUAAAUUGGAUGAACUAUGAUCAAACUGUUGAUAUAUGGUCUGUUGGAUGUAUAAUGGCUGAAAUGUUAACUGGAAAACCACUUUUUCCUGGAACAGAUCAUAUUGAUCAACUAACUCGUAUAUUAUGUUUAGUUGGUACACCAGAUGAUCAAUUGAUGGAAGAUAUACAAAGUCCUGAUGCUAGAUCCUUUAUCAAAUCCUUGCCAAAGUGGAAGAAGAAAGAUUUUCGUGAAGUAUUUAUUGGGGCAAAUCCUCACGCAAUAAGUCUUUUAGAAAAAAUGUUACAAUUAGAUGUUAAAAGACGUAUUAAUACAGUAGAGGCCUUAGCUCACCCGUAUUUGAAACAGUACGCUGACCCAACUGAUGAACCUACCUCAGAACCUUACGAUCAGUCUUUUGAGGAAAUGAAGUUAUCUGUACCUGAAUGGCGAAAAUUGGUAUAUGAUAAAAUAAAUGAGUUUGUACCAAGAAAGCAGACAUAGAAAUGAUAUAAGAUAAGAGAAGCAUAAUAGAAGAAUUUUAACCUGGAUACAUAAUACAACCUAUUUAAGUUUCAUUUGAUAAGAUCUUGAGAACACAUUUCUGGAUAUAUGUAUCAAAAUUAAUUUCCAAAUAGGCACUAACAGUUCGAACUGCAUGUUGCUGAAUUCCAACCAUGAGUUGCAAAUUGAAUGUUGAUAAUUAGUUUUGAAGCAUGAAUCCUGUUGUAUAGUAUUUUUGUAACUAUUUGUAAAAAAUUAAUACAAAAAAACAUACCAUAUUGAUAUGAGAAUAGUAAAUUGAGAAAACAGUAAGGUUUUGAUUGAACUCUUUACACUUUGUGUUGUUCUAAGUAUUGUUCAGUAAUUAUGUAUGAACAUUUUAUCAUCAAGCCUCAUUUCUCUACGAAUUGUUUUUUUUUUUAUAAAACUGUAGAUGGAUCUCCUGGUUCUUGGUGACAAAAAUGAAACUGAUAUGUUUUCAAUGCAGCUAUUGUUGAAUAAUGUAAAAUUAUAGCAAAUGAGACACGUUUUGUUAUUUUUAAGGAAUUGUCAUUAAUUUCAGAUAAAACUUUCUAUUGUUGAUAUGUGUAUAUGCACUGUUUAUAAUAAGCUGGGAAAACCACAUGUAUUUUAAAAUGUAUGUAAAUACCCUAAAUUGAGGUGUGUAAGCCUAUUGCUCAAUGAUAGUAAUGAAUAACUCUAUAUGAUUUCUUUUGUUCACAUUUUUAUGUACAAUUGAAGAUAUUUAAUUUGCAAUAGAAAAUAUUAUUAUUGUUAGAAAUCACACAAUACUGGUGAUUAAAUUAGGUAUAAUUCAAUGCAGUUGAUAAAGAUAAAUGGUUACUUUUUUGUCAAACACAAAGUGGUAUUAAGUAACUAGUUAUGCAUGUAAUUAUAUUCAGAUUAAACAUCACACACUAUAUUGGAUAUAUUAGAAAGGAAUGAAAUUAUAUGAUUUUUAAAAUGUAACAACUAUGUGAAGAUCAAGAAAAAAAUCAAAGCAGUAUGGCUUGAAUUGUAGCAAUCAUAUGAGAGAAAUUACACCAUUUCAAGCUGCUGUUUGAUAAAGCUGAUCUAGUACAUUAUUCUUUGUAUUUUGUAUAUUACUACUGAUUUGAAAGGGGGCAGGCCUCAUUGUUUAAUUAUAUAUAGAUUUUUAUGAUGUGACAUAUAAUACUGUUAAAGAUUUGUUAUAGUAGGUUAAAAUAUAUUACAAGUUCUUGUUCAUAUGAUAUUUGGAACAAUUAUCAGUAAUAUUAUUACCGCUAUUUUAUUUUUAAAAAUGUAAACCUGACUAGUGAUGUCAGCACUUAAAAUAUUUCAAAGCAUAGUAUACAAUAAAAGUUGGCAUUUACAUCAAUGUUAAGUCUAUUGAUUGCAAUUUUUGUUUUC